AUGAAUUUUUUUUAGCUUUACAUAUUUUUUAAUUUUUUACUUGAAUUUCUACUUUGCUACGAUUCUCGCCUUUACGAUAAUUCGCUCCCUGUGUUUGAACCUUUUCCAAAAGCUGUGAUUGAUCCAACUAUUCCUUGUAAGAAUGGCUCAUCAGAUGUGAUGACUUAUUUUAGAAGCAGUUAAAUAAAUUUACUUGCUGUCAGCUUGUAGAAAUGUGGUUUUGGAAUUUAUGAUGUGACAAAUGUUUAAGAAGGUGUUUAACUUGUAAAUUUCUACCCUUACUCGCCAAAAAAAGGAUAAGUUCUCUCUCUGAGUAUUACAGACUCAAAUAAAUUUAUUUGGGUUAGUUAUAAAUCAGGGUUUCUUGAUAUCUAAGAUGUAUCUUAAUCAUAAUUUCCAAUAGUUUUAACACAGAAUAUUACAUUUAAAGAUUAAUAAGACUAUGUUAUGAAAGUUAUUUAAUUUUAACAAUUUAACUUAACUUUUUUAGCAUGUAUUAAUAACUUCAAACUGAUUUCAUUGGCAAAUAGCAAUAUUAGUAUUAUCUAAACAGUUGAAGUAAAUGAUUUUAACAUAUAUGAUAUUUAAUUUGCAUUGUAGAAUUCAAUUCUUUGUGUUCAAAGCUAUAGCUUAAUAAACUUCUACUAAUAAAGUAUUGAAGAUUUAAAGAAAGGCAAGUUCAAUAAUAUUUGCUCUUACUCACCAGGCCAAGGUUCUACUUUGAGUUCUUUUUAAGUAAUUCAUGAAAAUAUACUAGUUAUAUAAAUAUAAUAUAUCUAAUACAUCAUGGUUGAUAUUUAAGAUUAUAUUAAUUCUUACGACGGAAUUACAUGCGAUCCAAGUAAAAUAAUUCAACUUGAUACCUAUCCUUCUAGUCCAUUAGGUAAUAAAUUUGCUCUUUCAAUUGAUUAGAAUUUCUUGUAUACUUAAUUGAGUUCGAUAGGAGUAGUGGUAUUUGAUAUCAGAUAAAAAAUGCUAGAGCCCUUUUAAAUUAUUUAGACUGGUGGGACUUGUGCAGAUUUAAAGCUAAGUGAUGAUGGAAAUUACAUAUUUUAUUCGAGUUGGUAUAAUGUUCAAAUUUUUAAAAAAACUAUUCCAAACUUAAACUUAGAUGUACCUAACCUCCUACUGAAUAACUAUUAACUUGUUAGUAAUUCCUUCUAUAAACCUCCUGGCGGAAGUUUUGAUAAUUAAAUGUAUUUUUAGACCCCUGAAAACAUUUUAUAUGUUUCAAGAUACAGUUAUGGAAGCGCAUUUUUUUAAUAUAAAGGAAAUGGAAUUCUGUAAUUAGAAUCAUAAUUAAACAAUAAUGACUCAAGCAUUUCUGUGUCCUAUUAAACUAGAGUUCCAAAUACUAGUAUAAUCUAUCAAAGUUUAGAGUCACAAGGUCUCUAAAUUGUGGAUUGCAAAGAUAUAAAUGCACCAAAAAUAGUAAAGACAGGCAUUACUCUAGGUUAAUCUAGUUACAGAUUUGAGCAAAUAGAAUUCAAUAAAAAAGGAAAUUUAGCUUUUGUCGCUAAUUUAGUUAAUGUAAUUAUUAUAGACACAAAUGACCCAUUGAAUCCUAAAGUAGUUUCUGUAAUAAAUACUUCAGUCUACUUUGAAGGUGAUUCAAGCCUUUACACCCUUGGUCUUUCCAUAGAUGAAAAAACUUUAAUUUUGAAUCCUUAAGAUUAUGGUAUUGCUUUUGCAGACAUCUAAGAUCCUUCUAACCCUUACUUGUUUUACAAGCUAAAUCUUGGAAUAACAUAUUCAUUUACGUUGUCAUCAGAUGGAAAAUAUAUUUUUUUAUGUGUUAGCUUUUAAGGUAUCCAUAUUUAUGGUAUUAAUUCUGAUAGAAGUAUCACAUUUGUUUCGAAAUUUUCAACUAGAGGUGUUGUUGGAUCAGCAUUACUACUAAAUAAUGAUAACUACCUAAUUAUUUCAACUGAAGAGAUAGAUUCAUUAAUUUUAGUGAGUAUAGUUGACAAAUCUAAUCCAGUAAUAUUGCAAAUUCUUUCUCUUCCUGAUAAUGAUCCUAAUUGUUGGUUGGUUGCUGCACCAGAUUACUCUUAUAUAUUUGCUUUAUCUUAGCUUGCAUUAUAUUAAUGUUUUCUCUAAAGUCCAAUAAUUUUCCACUCUUCUAUUUAUAAAUUGAAAAAAAUCUCAAAUUCUAAUAUAUACUAAAAAGAAUUAAUACCAAGUAAUAUGACUUUUUAAGUGGGAGAUUAUAUUCAAAUUUAUUUAGUUAAUAUUUACUAAUCUAAAAGCGUUUAAAUUAAAAAAGCUUAAUACUAUUUUAACAAUGUUUUACUAGAAUUACCUAGUUGGAUAUAGUUUUCUCCAUAAAAUUAAGUUUUAAGUAUAUAAACGUCCAAUGAAUCUUUAGUAGCAGGCAGCGAUGGAAUGUAUUAAAGUAAAUCUCUUCAAUAGGUAGUGUUUUUAUGCUACUAAUAGUUAGAUGACUUUGCAUUCGUUAACUAAUUUCUUAAUAUAAAUUAAGAAGAUUCUGUUAAAAUUAAAUAAAUAUGCAUGAACGUUGGAUAUUUAGAUUCAGCUGGCUUUGUAUCUUCUUAGUACUCCCCUUAAAAUGUGUUUUAAUUCUUAGACACUAACUCACUUAAUGUUCUUUAGAAGUGGAACUAAACACAAGGUUAAUUCAGUUAGGUUUUAAGUUUCAUAUAAAUAACUUUAAAUCAAAAUAUAAUUAACUAUACAAUUUAAUUUUAUACACAAACUUCCCUCAUAGUAGAUUUAUCUAAUUCUGUGAGCCCAAUAUCUUCAAAUCAGAAUUCUAUAAUUGUAACAAUAAAUACAUCAUAUGGAAAGUUUGUCAAUAAACUUUAUUCAGGAAUACUUGUUCUCAUUAAUUCUGAAUAAAAUACUAUACAGCUUCAAGGUUCUGUGAUUAAUGUUAAUCAAGCUUUAGAGUAAACAAUAAAAUUAUCUUUAAAUAAUACACAAAAUGUAAACUAAACUGAAAUUUAAAUAAUUGUGAACGAUCAAAUUAACUACAAUUAUGAUUAAACACUUUCAUUAUAAAAAUCUAAAUUUAUUUCUUUGCAGUCUCCAGUUUUACUUAAAAGCAUUCUACAAAAUGAUUUUAAUAAUUAGUUUCCAAAAGGCUAAAUUGCAGUUUAAACUCCAUUAAGCUAUAGAAUUGGUGAUCAAGUUUUCUAAUGUCUAGACUCUCCUCAACUAACCUACACUGCAAAAAUAAAAAAGGAUGAUGGGUAAUAUGAAAAUAUUCCAGCAGGCUACUGGCUCUCUUUUUAAUCAAAUGAAAGAACUCUUGUAGGAACUCCUUCAACAAACUUAUUUUAUUAGAGCGAGACUAUUUUAAUAGAAGCAACAGAUGGAUAUACAGUUGCAUCUGAUGAAUUUACAAUGAGCGUUACUGUUAUCCCUUUUUAUUUGGUGAUAUAAAUUAUUAUUUAAAUCCUAGGACCCCUAUUAGGAAUUUUAGGGAUCUGGAAAUACAGAACAGUAUUUUACAACCUAAUAUUUAGAUACUUCUUGACAUACACGAAGGAAGUAGCAUAUUAGUAAGAAUAUUAUGAAAAAAAGAUAUUUAUAAGUGGAAACACUUUAAAUACUGCAAUUUAAUUAUGGAAAGAAAUUUAGAAUUAGAUAAAGCCAAAGUACAUAUAGUAAUAAAUAAAUUAAGUCUUCAACAAAUAAAAUUCAGUGAUUUAAAUGAAUGUAUUUCACGAAUAACUUAAUUAGAAGGCAGAGACUUUUAAUUUAUAAGAAGAGAUGAAAAAAUCAAUUUACCCAUAAGGCAUUCUAUAAGUAGAUGAUGAAGUUUAUGAAUAAAUUUUAUCUCCAUAAAAUGAUGAAAAUCUAACUAAGAUAGGAGAUUUACAAUCUGUAUUUUCUUAAGAAAAUAUCUUGAAAUAUCAAACACCCUAUAAAAAUUAAAGCUAGAGUAGAUCACAGAGAAAAUUUAAGUAAUCUAGAUUAGUGACUCAGUCUAUGUAAAAUAAAAAUUAUCAGGAGAAGAUCACCUAAAAUCUAUGCAAAGAUUUAAAUGUUAAAAGCAUUUAAUAAAGCUAAUUAAAUCCAAAUAAUAAUUCGUUAAAUCUAAAUUUUUAACUUUUUGAAAGUUCUGGUUAAAUAAAUUUUAAAUAUAUUUAAGAAUUAAUAAUUUUGUAACAGUAAACUGUCAACCCUACAAGAAGAAUACUAACAAAUAAAUUGUAAAAAGAACUAGAAAAUGAAAAUUCGUUGCUUUCGACUAUGAUUAAAGGACUUGCAGCUGAAUAUUUUGUUGAAAAUUAUCCAAUAGUAAAGAGAAUUAUUAUCUUACUUUAAGAAAAGGCCCUUAUCAUAUUCAAAAAAACAGAUUGGUACAGAGCAUAUGUAGGUUUAAAAUAAGUUUAGUAAGACUAAGAGGAUUACUAAGCUUAAUAUCAAUUAAAGUAUGAAUGCAUAAAGCUUGCAUUUAAAGAGAUAACAGAAGAUAUGAAAAAAGAAACUAAUCCAUAAAACCAAAGAAAUAAUAACCAAGAACAAUUAUAUAAUGGAUUAAGUGUUUAUGAUUUAUCUAUUUAUUUACCUCUUAUUGAAUAGCAUUUAUUUGCUAUCGCACUUGGGGUUACAAUUUAAAAAAGAAAAUUCUUUUAAGUUUCUUUUGGAGAUUCCUUUCACUGCAACUCUUAUCAAAUACGUGCUAUAAAAUUUUAUGAAAAAGGUAUUUUAUGCCGUUGCUGUGUAAAGGCAUAAGAACUUCUUGGAGUAGAUUUAGUUGAGAAAGGACUCUCUGAAAAUGAAAGACUACCUGAAUGGAUGCAAAUCAAUUUUUAGAAGUCAUAUAUUUAAAUUAAAGGCAUGCCAGAUUAAAAAAGUGUAGGAUAGUAUAGGAUUAAAAUAUAUGACUUUAAUGGUUAUCUAUUAAGAUAAUUUGAUAUUUAAAUUCUCCCAAAUCAGCAAUUAACAAAUAGGCUAAUAACAAAAUCACCAGAAAUAGACUCUUAGCAAAAUAUAGAUACACCAAAAUAUUAAAAAUUUAGUUAAUUCAAUAAAACUAAUUUCCUAUUGAGUGCCUUAACUCCUAAAACUAAAAGUGAUGAAGUGUUAGAAGAAGAUGAUAUAAAGACAAGUAAAAUAAAAAAUAUUAUCAAUAAAUCAAAUAGUAAAAAUAUUGAUGAGUAAAAGUUUUUUACAACUUAAUGA
Molecule: messenger RNA, 5154 nt
Organism: Tetrahymena thermophila SB210
Lineage: Eukaryota; Ciliophora; Oligohymenophorea; Hymenostomatida; Tetrahymenidae
Product: dystroglycan-type cadherin-like domain protein
Exons: 2
Cellular component (GO): membrane
Molecular function (GO): protein binding; calcium ion binding
Source: RefSeq, a predicted model, not a curated record